This is a messenger RNA of Penicillium subrubescens, 717 nucleotides long. RefSeq lists its product as uncharacterized. The coding region runs from base 1 to 717 and encodes 238 amino acids. NCBI's taxonomy places the organism in Eukaryota, Fungi, Ascomycota, Eurotiomycetes, Eurotiales, Aspergillaceae. The record is from RefSeq and is a predicted model, not a curated record. The transcript has a single exon.
AUGGCCUCGUCAAACCAAAGAAGCAGUCCUGCCAUGUCGCAUUCAAGCGCUGGCACAAAGUCUCCAGCAGCACAGCAUUCUACAGUGCCCCUGGACUCAUCGCGCUACGCCUCAGCCAUGAACGACUCCGACCAACCCAUUGAGCUCUCCGGCCCCGAUCACAAGCCCGCAUUCCCUCCCAAAUACACGAAACGUCCUCCCUCCUAUUCAAAUUCGACUUCCCAACAGCCGUCGGCCGAGACCUACUCAAGCCGGGACCUCGGGACGGGCCGCUUGUAUUAUCACAACCAAGGACCUGAUGAACAUCGCCCCGCGCCGCAGUUCACACAACCCCAACAAGAAUAUUACCGUCCACAGCCGCCCCGACAACCCGUGCAGCCUAAUGAACAUCAGCCGGCGCACUAUGCGGUACGGGAGCAAUAUUACCACGGAGGACAGGCUCAACAGCCACCGGCGCAGAGAACGGAUGAUUAUUAUCAUGCCCAGCCUCAUGCCCACGCCCAGGCCCCGCCGCAGCAAUAUUACCAAGAAAGGGGACAAAGUGAUUAUUAUCCGCCGCGGCAGUCUGUCGAUCAGCAGCAGUACUAUCAGGCUCCUGCGCGACAGGUGCCGCAAGGAGGAGCGCAGAUCAAGAUUGAGCCUGAUAUGAUUGAUCAGUUGAUAUCUCGGGCUACGCCAGAGAAACAGAAUGUUGGUGGAAAGAGCGGUCGGAAUUGA